AUGGCUGAGGCUGUCAGAAUAUCCGCGCGAAGUAAUCAUGGCUGUUGGACAUGUCGUCUCCGCAAAAAGAAAUGCGAUGAGAAUAUCCCUGUGUGUUCUGCGUGUGUUUCUCUCGAAUUGGAGUGUCAUGGGUACGGCCCGAGGCCUGAAUGGAUGGAUAACGGCGUACUUCAAAGAGACCAGGCUUUCAAAUUCAAACGCCUUGUUGGCCAGGCCAAGUCAAAAAGAGGAAAGCGACAGCAACUCCUCCCCAAUCAGUCACGUGCAUUGGUUUCAACGAUUGACAUGAGACCUUCAAGUUCAUCCACCAAAAAUACAUCCUCGCCACCGGCUGGUUCGCAAAGUUUAUUCGGUGAGAACCUCGGGGCUUUCCCUCAAGACCAGUUAGAUUAUCAAGAAAGUGGAGUAGGCUUGAUUAACUCCCUUGACACACUAUGGUCCUUUUGGCCCCCAAACGACCUUUCUAUCAUGGAUGAUACUUCGUUGGACUUAGAAGGCUACAUCUCUCCUUAUAAUAAUUGUCAGAAUCAACACUCGUCACAACAGUUAGUGUCACCCAUAUCUUUCGAGAGUAUCGUUCCAGGAAAGGAUAUUCAAUCUCCAAUCGCUCAGAGUAUCCGCUCUACGUCGAACGAAUUACAACUUGAAGAUAGCGCGUCUCGAGACCAUCAAUAUCAUUUCCAGAAAACAGCUCCAGGUACUAAUUACGACCCCGUGGGAUUAUCUUCUCAGAUUUCAAACCCGAGUGGAGAUACAGAGGAUGCAUUGUUUAUGUACUACUUGGACGAAGUCUUUUACAUCCAGUAUCCCUUUUUUCAUUGCCAAAGGAAACAAGGAAGAGGUUGGCUUUUUGCGAUCCUCCGAAGAGUCAAAUCAGUAUAUCAUGCAGCUUUAGCUCUGAGUGAACGCCAACGUCUUUCAAGCUCGCCAUCGCGAAAUAGUGACAUUGCUAGUAGCCUCAUCCAACUACGCAGCCCAAACAGUCACUACGAUAUAGCCAUUCGAAAGGUGCAGGCGAUGAUAAACUAUUCUAACACGUCGAAGGGGCGUGACCUUUUGCUCGAUAGCAUAGAGAUUCUCAUGUCUAUACUACAGCUUUUAUUCUUCGAGACUUUCAAUGGCGGAAGAGAGAAAUGGCAGACACAUCUGCGGACGGCAUCUGGCUCCCUUUCUACACUUCUACAGGCCCGGCUUCCGCCUUUGACGACGCCAGAAGACUCCAUGGUUCCACACAGUGAAAUUGAGAUGACCACUCUAUGUCCCGAAAUCGAAUGCGCAUUUAAGUUCGUGAUCGGAUCUUUCAUCGCAUUUGACAUCAUAUCUUCCGUUUCCACUCGAUCAAGUCUAAUCCUUAACAUAAAUCACUUACAAGUACUUGAGACAUUUGAAAUCUCCCUGGAAAGCCACACUGGAUGCCGAGACUCAGUAAUGGCUCUUAUUUUGGAAAUAUCCCUGUUGGAAAAAUGGAAGAAAGAAGCUCAAAGCGCCAACAAGCUGAGUUUUGUUGAUCUGGUAAAACGCGGUGACGGGAUACAGGGCCGUCUUCGACAGGAGCUAGCAGCCAUUGAGAUACAAACACAUUCAUGGGGAGUCGGAUUAGGAGGUUCAUCGCUAGCCACUUCAUCAGCCAUUGCUACUCCUAACACUCCAACACCUACGCAUCCGGAAAUCAGCAAAGUGUUUAUACUGUCAGCUAUAACGUACCUCCAUGUUGUCGUUUCAGGGCCUUAUCCAGAAGUGCCCGAAAUUGCAGAAAGCAUCUCGGAAACGGUACAUGCUUUCAAUAGUUUGAAGGAUCCGCAAUUAUUGCGAAGUUUGGUGUGGCCGUUCUGUAUUUCGGGAUGCUUGGCGCUGGAGACACAUUAUGGUUUCUUCCGGGGUCUUGUUUCUAGAGCAGGUAUCACCCAACAUGCUACUGGGGUAUGCUUCGAAGCCUUGCAAAUUAUGGAAGAAUGCUGGAAGACUAGGGUUACUUCUCCCGAGGGUUGUGACUGGGCUACAGCGAUGCAGCAACGUGGUUGCUAUGUUUUUCUGGGAUAA
Messenger RNA from Penicillium angulare, 2040 nucleotides. RefSeq names its product Zn(II)2Cys6 transcription factor. Gene Ontology annotation, molecular function: transcription cis-regulatory region binding; zinc ion binding; DNA-binding transcription factor activity, RNA polymerase II-specific. The coding region runs from base 1 to 2040 and encodes 679 amino acids. NCBI's taxonomy places the organism in Eukaryota, Fungi, Ascomycota, Eurotiomycetes, Eurotiales, Aspergillaceae. Gene Ontology annotation, biological process: positive regulation of transcription by RNA polymerase II. Gene Ontology annotation, cellular component: nucleus. The transcript is spliced from 3 exons. The record is from RefSeq and is a predicted model, not a curated record.